Aspergillus pseudoviridinutans is the source of this 3150-nucleotide messenger RNA. RefSeq names its product putative NRPS-like protein biosynthetic cluster. The record is from RefSeq and is a predicted model, not a curated record. NCBI's taxonomy places the organism in Eukaryota, Fungi, Ascomycota, Eurotiomycetes, Eurotiales, Aspergillaceae. The transcript is spliced from 4 exons. Gene Ontology annotation, molecular function: phosphopantetheine binding. The coding region runs from base 1 to 3150 and encodes 1049 amino acids.
AUGGUUCAUUUCCACAAAGAUGAGAUUGGUAGGAGACUGUUAGCUUCAGUCGUGGAUGAGAAGGCAAGAAAACAUCCACAUCAGAAAUUCUGUAUUCUCCCCAAUGGUGAAAGCCCUCGGGAGGGAUUUUACGAUGCCACCUUUGAAGAUAUCGCCAGAGCGGCGGACCAGAUGUCGUGGUGGAUAGCGAAGAGGCUAGGCCCCGGGGAUCGGGAUGACCAGACACUAGCCUAUCUGGGCACAAAUGACAUCCAAUACGGUAUUGUUUUUCUCGCCUGCAAUAAAACUGGUUACAGGCUUUUUCUUCCCUCGCCAAGGAGUUCCGCCGAGGCAUUCCUGCAUCUGUUGAAAGAAACGAAUACCAAAGCAGUGCUGCACUGCCCGGGUUUCAAAGAACAUAUCCCAGGAGGUGCCAGGCUUGAUACAAUGAUGGAGCUGGUGGAAAUACCCUGUUUGAAUGACUUAUGGAGGAAGCAAACGUCCUCCUAUCCCUACGUCAGAUCAUUCCGUGAAGAACAGGAUCGUAUUGCCUUGAUUAUGCACACAUCUGGAACAACAGGUCUUCCCAAGCCUAUAUUUCUGACUUACGGGUACUUUGCCACGUUUGAAAAUGUCAGUAAUUUUCCUCUUCCAAAAGGUCGGCGUCCAUCGAUGCCUUGCAAUCCUUUGCUUGAGGGAGGCGCAGUUUUAACGGCUUUCCCAUUUUUCCAUAUAGUCGGCUUUUUCUUUUUCGCUCAAGCUGUAUUCACUGGAUUGCCGUUUGCUUCACCCCCAAGUAAGCCAUUAUCAGGAGACCUUGUUGUCGAUACGCUACGGGAACUGCGCGUUGUCUCGGCUGCCCUUCCCCCAUCCUUGAUUGAGAACAUCUGCAGUUCAGAUUUUGGCCUGGAAACUCUAACCCAGUUGGAUAACCUUUACUUUGGUGGUGCGCCUCUAUCUCCCGAAAUAGGUGAAAUGCUUCGAGGGAGAGUCAAGCUCAACUCGAUCAUUGGGUCUACGGAGAUGGGCGUUUUAUUAUCAAUGCGGCCCCUGGAUGAAGCCGAUUGGUCAUACUUUGAAUGGGCACCGAAUUUUAACAUCCAUAUGGAUCCGGUCUCAGACAACUUCUACGAGCUUGUUCUUCGGCGAGGCGACAAUCGCAAGGUAAAUGGGAUAUUUCACUCAUUUCCGAGCCUGCUCGAGUACCGGUCCAAAGACCUGUACACCCGACACCCCACCAAGAACCAUUUAUGGAAGUACAGUGGCCGCUCAGACGACAUCAUCGUUCUCAGUAAUGGCGAAAAAUUCAACCCAAUUGACAUGGAGAAGAUAAUAGAGGCCCACCCACUUGUUUCGAGGGCACUUAUUGUCGGUCAAGGUCGAUUCCACUCUGCUCUGUUGGUUGAACCAAAUUGGGAGUUGUGGCACUCACGGAAGUUCCCGUCUGAUUCCGUCUUUUUGGAUGAAAUCUGGCCAAAGAUCAGAGAGGCCAAUGCUGGAGCCCCAGCCUAUGGACGCGUCUCGCGAAGCAAGAUUGCGUUGGCGGAUGAGAAUAAGCCCUUCAAAACCACGCCCAAAGGGACCACCCAACGCCGACUAGUUCAGCAGGACUAUGAAGAUCUAAUUAAGGCCUUAUACAGAAACGAUCACAAGAAGGACUUGGAAUGUCCUGACGAGGGAUCUUUGGCCAACAUCUUAACCUUCAUUCGUCAGGCUGUUUACAAUCAACUGGAAGACAGGAACGUCCACAAUGCCCACGACUUGUAUGAGGCUGGGUUUGACUCUUUACAAACCGUAUUUCUUGCGAACACGUUGAGCAGCGCGAUAAAUUCAAAACAUCCAGACUGGAACCUAUCCAUAAACAUACAAGAUGUUUACACUCACCCGACCAUUGCUAGCCUAUCCCAAUACGUUACAGACCGGCUGCAGGGUAACAAGACUGACACAAAAGCAUUACGGUAUGAAAGGAUCAACCACAUGAUCCAAAAAUACCGUGACAGUCUUCGUCCUGAGAGGCCGUUUACAAUGUGGAGGAAGCGGGGGAAUCAGCAUGUCGUCCUGCUCACAGGCUCCACCGGGUCUCUGGGAAGCUAUGUUCUGAAUCAGUUGCUCAAUGACCACACGAUCGUCAAGAUCUACUGCCUUAAUAGGUCAGCUGACGCCGAGACUCGGCAAAGACAGGUUCAUGAAGAGAGAGGCCUGAGCUUAUGGCAAAUUGGUGGCGAGCGAGUGGAAUUUAUCAAGGCUGUGUUUGGAGACGACAAGCUCGGUCUGUCGGAAUCGAAAUACAACACCCUUCUCGCCACAGUUGACAUAACGAUUCAUAAUGCUUGGAAACUCGAUUUCAAUCGAAGAGUGGAGUCUUUCGAAUCUUUGAUCAAGAGUGUUCGGGACCUACUUGCGUUCAGCCUGCGUGGUGAAUGGUGCCCACAUCUUUUCUUUGUUUCUUCUAUCAGUACCAUAUAUGGGUGGGAUCCAACAAUGGGGCGUCCAUCAGCACCAGAAGAUUUAAUUGAGAAUCCUGAUGCCGUUCUGGAGCAGGGAUAUGCCGAGUCUAAGCACAUCGCAGAACGGCUUUGCUACGAAGCGUCGAAGACAGCGGGCGUGCCAACGACAAUUCUACGAGUGGGUCAAAUUGGCGGACCGACAAGGGCUGAGGGGAUAUGGAAUCGAAAUGAAUGGUUCCCAAGUCUCAUCGCAACAUCAGCCAGAAUUGGAAAGAUACCGGCGAGUCUCAGUGCGAACGAGAUAGACUGGAUUCCUGUGGAUUUACUUGCAGAGGUCCUUAUGGACAUCAUACACAGUCGCCUUGGUACACAUAGCAGCUCAGCCUCGGCCGCUUGUUUCCAUAUCGUUAAUCCCAAAAAAACGUCCUGGAAGUCGCUCUUACCUUUUGUUCAAUCCAAACUCAAUGUCGCCCCGGUUGCCGCCUCUGAGUGGAUUUCUAAUCUCGAGAAUGUUAUUGACCCAACAGAGGAAGACCUUCUACAAAUGCCUGCACUUAAGUUAUUGGACUUUUAUCGAGGGCUAAUUUUAUCUGAUUCACCACUUGCCGAUGUUGAAGUGGGUAACACGACCGAGAUAAGUCCAACUUUGGCUAGUAUGCAGCCAAUAUCAGAGCAAAUGAUCAAGAAUUGGCUGUGGCAAUGGGGCUUGGGGAAAGAUAGCUAG